AUGGCGCCACUUUCAGGAUCCGCCAAGAAGAAGAAGCAGAAGGAGAAGGAGAGAGAAGUCCAAAGGCUCAAGGUCAUUGAGGAGCGCCAAGCGGGGUCGGACACCAGCCCGGACGAUGAGAUUCCCGCUACCCAAGCCUACGGACCCUGGGACGAGCCAAAGGAGAAGUGGGAUGCGCGUCUGAUGGCUCAGCCCCCGAGCGACGCUUCGUGGGAUGCUUUUGAGAAGCGUGCAAAGGCGAGGAAGGGGAAGGCUAUCGAGUACCAGCCCGCUGCCGUCCCAGAUGAGCAGACUAUGCACGUAGAUGCAUCAACCAAGUUUGAUAGCACUGCGAAACCCGUUCAAAAGAUCGUCUUUGCUUCUGGCAUCAAUGUGGACGACACCAUCGUCGACGUCAUUGCCAAUGCAGAUGCUACUUUCCGAAGCGCAGUCCGCGUCUUCAUCGCCGGAGACGUCGAGAGGAAGGAGGCCAUUGAACUUACCAGCGCCGGUGUAGAGAAGUUGACCAAAGCUUUGCCUCAACUAGAGAUUAUCGCUCUUCACGGUACAUCGAAGCUCACGCGUACCGCAUUCCCAACUAUCCUCAAGAACUGCGCAAAUAUCGAAUCCGUCACUCUCACCGUCGUCCAAGGCCAAAAGUCAAAGCGCAUCCGUCUCAAUAGCACACUCGACUGGUUGACAGAUAAGACUUUCGUCCCGAAGUUGCGGUACCUCGAGUUCCGUGGCGUCUACCAUGAAGCGUUCCGUCGCGAGUUCCUUGAGUUCCUCACAAAGUGCAGGCCUGCGCUGGAGAUCGUUUUCGAAUAUGACAGGCCCGCUGUCCUGAUCCGGGAUAUGGAGACUAUCCCACUGGACCGCGUUCCUGCUGCCGGUAAAUGA
Molecule: messenger RNA, 879 nt
Organism: Alternaria ethzedia
Lineage: Eukaryota; Fungi; Ascomycota; Dothideomycetes; Pleosporales; Pleosporaceae
Exons: 2
Coding region: 1-879 (292 amino acids)
Source: RefSeq, a predicted model, not a curated record